AUGACGACCACCGCGCCCCUCCCCACGCCCGCACACCAACUCUCCAACCCAACGCCUACUUCGAACAACACCACCUCUUCCGACGUCAAUUAUCAAGGCCUACCCAUUCCUCGCGGCCCCGUCACAGCAUCGCUAUCUUUUUACAAAGCCCCAGAGGAUGGUGCGCCACCACACAACUACGUCGAGCCGCUUCCAGGCGUGCCACAACGGAAUUGGGGAGAUGCAUGGACCGAGGUCGAGCUCAACGAUCUACGAGGCCAAGAGCAUAAGUUUACGCUAGACAACAACGCCUUCGACACAUACCAGAAUAUUAAGAGCGGGCUCAACAGGGAUGGGUUUGAAGACGACGACACAAUAAAACGCGUGUAUUACCCAGAGGUGGAGAAUCUACUCUUGAAGAACGUACAAGGCGCACAAAGAGUGCUUCUCUUCGAUCACACAAUCCGCCGACCGACUGGCAACCGAAACCCCGUUCAACGCGUACAUAUCGACCAGACACCUUCCUCAGCCGCUGAACGAGUCAAGCUGCACUUGCCUGACGAAGCCGAGCAACUCCUACAAGGUCGUUACCGCAUCAUCAACGUUUGGCGUCCCCUCAACGGACCUGUCAUGGGCAGCCCACUUGCAGUCGCCGAUAGUCAAACAGUGCGCGAUGGCGAUCUGGUACCCAUCGAGCAUCGCUAUCCCAAUCGCAACGGCCAGACCGCAGCUGUAGCAUAUAACCCAGGGCAGAAGUGGUACUAUUGGUCUGGCAUGAAGAACGAGGACCGUCUGCUUCUCAAAUGUUUUGACAGCGACGAGACCGUAGGCCAGUGGGGACGCGUACCACACACAGCUUUUACAGACCCUCGCACACCGGAGGGCGCGGUUGGCAGGGAGAGUAUUGAGGUUAGGGCGCUGGUAUUUGGAUGA
This is a messenger RNA of Alternaria postmessia, 912 nucleotides long. RefSeq lists its product as uncharacterized. The coding region runs from base 1 to 912 and encodes 303 amino acids. Gene Ontology annotation, molecular function: oxidoreductase activity. Lineage: Eukaryota; Fungi; Ascomycota; Dothideomycetes; Pleosporales; Pleosporaceae. The transcript has a single exon. The record is from RefSeq and is a predicted model, not a curated record.